CAACUCAUACUCAUAGUCAUUCAUUGUCAGCGUGUUUGACUUGCAGAACGGAUUGAUUAUGCGUGGCCAACUUUGGUGUGGGUUCGUUCUCUCUGACUGGUAAUGAUUAUGUGGCAGUGAGACACGCGUAGGUAAAACUGGUUCAAAGAAACGCUUCCUCCCUUCUGCAGUAGUAAAAAGCCUUGAAUAGUCUGCACAAGAACGCGAGGGAUCACUGGCCGGAGCGGGUGGGCGGCAUUCGCCUUCGAGGAGUACCAAGCUAACGUGCGUAGCUGGCAAGCAAUGAUCAAUAUGUUGACUGAAGAGGAGAAAAGAGAAGCCAGGUUACUUCUGGACAAGCUGCCGACAGAGGACAUCGAGGCGCUCACGGAAACCGUGUCAUCUCGGAUGGUGACUGCGGAGACACGAGAAAGCGGAGUGGAAGCCAUUCUUCUCUACAGUGAGAGUGCCAAGCAGCUGCUGAGGCGAAAGAAAGUGAAGCGGGAGCACAUCGUCAUGUAUCUAGGCGAGAAGAACCAACAAGCCAGUCACACGGAAGACAAGAGUACAUUAGUAAAGCGGGUGCUGGAUUUCUGGGAGAAGAACGGAACGUCUCACCCCGCAGGCGAUGACGGUCGGGGUGGAGCUGGUUUGGGCGGUGCCAUGGGCGAGGGCAGUACGAUUGUAGAUGAGUUCAUGACUCACGGCGGUGGCUACGUGGACCUGCCCCGCACAGAGUCGCCCACGUUCGAGGAUGCCGUGGGUACGCUACGGCCGCUUCAAGUGGGCAUCACGCCGGAGGGAAUGGCAGUUUGCAAGGACGACGACGGGCAGCUGCUGGCAGAGUCGUUUGCACCGUGGUUCUAUGGCCUGCUGAAGACUGCGGGGAUGCCCCUGACCAUGCCAGCGUAUGCCGGCGAGGACAUGAAACUGCCGGAUUUCCAGGGACAGUGGGGACCUCAUCACUUCUGGCCAGACGCCAAACUUCAGAUCUUCGAGCUGCCCGACGGAAUGGAGACCCGCGUGUCAGGCGCUGUGCAAAUCAGCACGAAAUUCGCGGGUCUGGUUUCCAGUGGCUUCAUUUUCGAGGCCAACUUCAGCAGGCAGGGCAUCAAGGGCCUGCAGACAGUGCGAGAUUUGAUCAGCGUGUCGGUUGCAGGUAAGUUCUCGCAGGUAUCCGACCCGCCGACGUACUGCUCUGAAGGAGGUACCUUUGAGCAGUCCUUCUCACUACAGCAGGACAGACAGAGCAUGAACUGGAGGAUCAAGUCCACCAAUCUUAAGCUAAUGUGGACUAUCAGCAAGGCCACCAACGACCCGGAGGACGAACAGGAGCUACCGUUUUUGCACGCGACCCCCACAGCCGACAUUCCCCUCGGCCUGCCAGCAUAGUCCCUGGUCAUGGUGAGUAGCCAUAGUCAGCGGCACUGUUACCAUGGACAACCAACAUACCCAAAUUACUAGCCUAGCCCGGCACGACCAGUACUAUUACACACUUGCUCCACUACUGAUGUCAUGAUUCCCGCAGCGGGUCACCGGUGACAUCCUGCCUUAGGUAUUUCUCAUCAUUUCGGUAACAGUUAGCCGGAGUACGCAGUCAUAUUGAGCGCACAGUCCCC
This is a messenger RNA of Sycon ciliatum, 1598 nucleotides long. RefSeq lists its product as uncharacterized. The transcript is spliced from 4 exons. The coding region runs from base 283 to 1371 and encodes 362 amino acids. NCBI's taxonomy places the organism in Eukaryota, Metazoa, Porifera, Calcarea, Leucosolenida, Sycettidae. The record is from RefSeq and is a predicted model, not a curated record.